AGUAGUUCCCCAGCAGGGAGGCGAAACAGAAAAGCCAAUUUCGAGCCGACUGAACAUAUGUUUUGUGCUCAACCAACACCUCUGAAAAAGCUGCUCUUCACUCUCCCACACUCUUAUCUAUCCUUCUCUCUCUCUCUCUUCACACAAUAAAAUCUCAACUAGUAUAUAUUAAUUCCGAAAUCGUAAGCCACACUUUCACAGCUUCCACCUUCACAAAUUACUGGUAUCUCAAAAACACUAAUAAGGCAUAUGGCGACAGACAGAAGCGAAAAGAAGGCGACAAAGUCAGGGCAGGCCGGCGCGGCGCCGCCGCCUCAAGAGCCGGAGCAUCUCCCAUGCCCGCGCUGCGACUCCACCAACACCAAGUUCUGCUACUACAACAACUACAACUUCUCGCAGCCGCGCCACUUCUGCAAGUCCUGCCGCCGCUACUGGACCCACGGCGGCACCCUCCGCGACAUCCCCGUCGGCGGCAGCACCCGCAAGAACGCCAAGCGCUCUCGCACCUCCCACGUUCCUGCCGCCGCCGUUUUCUCCUCCGCUUACCGCCACCUGCCCGCCGCCGCCUCCCACUUCCAGCUGGUGCCCAGCCACAGCGGCGCUGGCAAAUUCACUACUCUGGUGAACGCUUCUCCGGUGCUGAUUGAUGAGAUGGGGUUUGGCCUGGCGAGGGAGAGUUGGCCCUUUGCUGCGGUUGUGGACGGCGGCAACGGUGGUGGUCACCCCGGCGUGGCAGGGCAUACGUGGCAGCUGGAGAGUGGAGAGGGUGGGUUUGUUGGGGCUGACUGUUUCGGAUUUCCAGAUCUUGCUAUUUCCACUCCUGGAUGUUUUUUUAAGUAAAAGGAUUAUUACUAGUGGUUUUUCUUUCUUUUUUUAUAAAAAAAAUCAAGAUUAGCAGUAAUUUGUAGGAGUAUAAUUAAUCUAUGUUUCUGUGGCUUCAAAUUUUAUUUACAAUGUGAGUAUUUCCAGAA
This is a messenger RNA of Salvia splendens (bonfire salvia), 971 nucleotides long. RefSeq names its product dof zinc finger protein DOF3.4. NCBI's taxonomy places the organism in Eukaryota, Viridiplantae, Streptophyta, Magnoliopsida, Lamiales, Lamiaceae. The record is from RefSeq and is a predicted model, not a curated record. Gene Ontology annotation, molecular function: DNA-binding transcription factor activity; DNA binding. The transcript has a single exon. Gene Ontology annotation, biological process: regulation of DNA-templated transcription. Bases 250 to 840 code for a protein of 196 amino acids.